Rhopilema esculentum is the source of this 2963-nucleotide messenger RNA. RefSeq lists its product as uncharacterized. Gene Ontology annotation, molecular function: protein binding. The record is from RefSeq and is a predicted model, not a curated record. Lineage: Eukaryota; Metazoa; Cnidaria; Scyphozoa; Rhizostomeae; Rhizostomatidae.
UAUUGUCAUUUCAGACAGAGAAUCACGUUGGAAGAUGGCGGAUACACAACAAACAAAAACUGCCCUAAGAAUAAGAAAACUCAGGAAAAAACUGCGACAGAUUGAAAAUUUAAAAAGAGUGUGUGGACAGAGGGAACUCGCAGAAGAAGAGAUCAAUAAGAUUAAUCAGAGUGAUGAUAUUAGAGAGAAACUACAAGAACUGAUUUCAGUGGCUUUGGAAGAUGACCAGGAAAUGGAGACUAAGCAACAAGAAGAGCAAUUAACCAUUGCAGAGCAGAAUGGUGACUGUGAUGACAAUGUCUCCAAAGAGAAAAAAGAAGCCCAAGAAGAGGAUGAGUUAGUUUUGAAACUGGAGGAAAACCCAGAUACAGAGGAAAGUGAAACUAUAAAAGAAGUGUUGAAGAAAGAUGAUGAAGCUAUGCAAGUGGAGGCCAAUGAAACAGAUGAAGUGAAAAUCAUUAAGUCUAAAAAAGGAAAGGGUGUUAUGAAAAAUCCAUCCAACCCAAAGGAAUGCAAACAGGUGCAGUUUUCAGUUGAGUUAGUCGAAGGACAUCACCACCCAAUUUGCGGUAUUGAUUUUGACAAGAAGGCAAUCAUAUCUGGAGGCCACGAUACAAGUUUCAAAAUCUGGAACAAAGAAACAUACGAAGAGUUAUCGAGCCUUGGUGGACAUACGGGCAGUAUAUCAUCAGUUGUGCUUAUAUCAGAAGACAGGGCCGCUACAGGCUCUCAAGACUGUUCAAUUAAGACAUGGGAUGUUAAGAAAGGCGAGGAACUUUCAUCAGUGUAUGUGUUUAAUCCUGUUACGUGUUUGGCCCACCAAAACGAACUGCUUGCCAUUGGAAAUGAAGGUGGGAAGAUUGACAUAUACGAUAUUGUGAAAGGCGAAAUAACCAUUUCACACAAAGCACACGACGAUGCACUCGUGGCAAUUGUGUUUAUGGACGAUAGCAGGCUUGCCAGCGCCUCCGCAGAUGGCAUAGUUAAAGUCUUUGAGCUGCAUGACAGUGAGCUCGUCAAUGUAAUCGAUACCUACGACGACAUUUCCACUGUCAAGUCGUUUAAAAAAGAUGAAAACGCGGCAGACACACCAAACACUAGCAUUUUGAAUCUGCCGCUGCGUAAAAUCAGCUGCAUCGCAGCGUUCGAUGAUACUGUCUUUUGGGGAGAUGAUGGAUUUAAUGUUAAGGCAUUCAACACAAAAACAGGUGAAAUUGUCAAGCUACGAAACAACCUAAACGAAUUCAGUCCAACGGAUGCCAUGACAGUGUUGAAGGACGGCGAUGAUGGUUUUCUGUUGUGCGCUGGUUUUGAUAUUGACAAUGGAACAGGUUACAUUAACGUUCGAAAGCUUCCCAGCAUGGAUUAUAUUGGGACAAUUUCAGAUGAUGAUCUAGGCCACAUCAAUUGUAUGGCAGCUUCAAUGAAAGAUGGUAAAAUACAGAUGAUUACCGGAGGGUCUGAGCUUAGAGUCUGGAACCAAGUGGCUGCAAACAAUGGAAAGAAAAGACCAGCAAGUGACGAAAUUGAUGAAGUAAUUCCAUGCAAGUUCAUUCGUUCAUACAACGUAUCACGUGACUCUGAAGAAGACGAUUCAGAGCCUGAAGCUGAGGAAGAAGAGGAAAAUGUGACGCAAUUAGAAGAUGAAAAGAAAGCGAGCAAGUCUUGGUGUGUCGUUCAGUAGGCAUUCUGUAAGUCUGUAUGCGUUUAUUAUAGUCAUAUAAAAAGUGUGAACUCUUAGAGUUUAGAUAUCGGACAAAGUAUUGUUUGAACUAUAGUUACAGGACAAUUAUAGGGCCAUGUCUAAAAAGCUUUUUACUUACAUAUAAAUAGCAUUACUAAGUAUCCCUACAUGUGUAGCUUUAUGAAUACAAAGUAUACGUAUGUUCUACACUUUUUUAAAGUAUGUAACGGUUCAUAAAGUUAAAAAAUUGGUGUCCCUGCAAGUGUGUUCAACAUGGAGUACUUCAGAAAAUAAGCGAAAUUUAGGCGCUUUAUGGUUUCGCAAGCUCAAUUUGUUACCUUUAGCACUAUUUCCUAUUUGAAUCUAAUCAUUAAAAGAGAAACAGAGCUGAGAUUCGGAGAAGCUUUUCAAAUUUGAAGAAUUCAGAAUUUUCCUGCAAAAAUCUGGUGAACCUGCAAUGAGUAUUUGCAAUUUUGCUGAAUACGAGAAAUAUUUCUAUGUAUUACAAAUAUCAUGAUGAAGUUUAUUGACCAGCUUGAUUGACCUUGUCGCAUAAUAGUGUUUGGGAUCCAAAAAAGCUACAAAUUAGAUUAUAUAUAUAUAUAAACACAUAUUGUUCCUCUGUAAAAGAGCGGAAGGUUUUUAUGGUCGUAUUUUUCCAUUUUGAGGCUGGGCUCAUUAAAAGAUGCGAGGAAUGUCGCUUUACAAUGUCCUUACUAUUGCAGUUUUUUUCGUGGCAUUCUCAAUCGAAAGAAUUAACUUCGAAAACGUAACAAAGCGUCUUUUUAGAGCUUUUGGUGUAUAGGAUUGGACUGUUCGAAGCUGCUUCUCUGAGUUUCAUGCUUAAUACGGUCAUUAGGCAAUUGUUCUUUAAGAUAUUGUGCUACUUCUAAGCCUCAUUAACAUGUCAAUUGUCUUCUUUGGACAAAAGUACACGAGCACCUGUCCGAUUAUCUAAACUGCAUUUAGGGGUGUUGCUGUUUUUAUAUAACGAUAGGUAUCGAAUACCUUUGGGGUUUUGCUUUAAUUUAACCAUUUUCAUGGAUCGUAUGACUUUUAUCUUAAAUAAAUUGUCUUCCUAACGAUAAGUUUACAUAAACAAAUUUUAAGCCGCUGUAAAGAUGAUAAAAGUUGUUUUAUAGUAUGGAGUCGUUUAAGAGAUAAUACUGUCUUUUAAUGUGUCAUAUCAAGUUUUAGUUUUCGUCUAAGACUGCUUUACUGUUGUGAAAUUAUUUCAAAGACCGUUUACGGGGUCAUUUCUGGUGAAAAAUAAAAUACA